Colletotrichum higginsianum IMI 349063 is the source of this 759-nucleotide messenger RNA. Its product is annotated as Aflatoxin biosynthesis ketoreductase nor-1. NCBI's taxonomy places the organism in Eukaryota, Fungi, Ascomycota, Sordariomycetes, Glomerellales, Glomerellaceae. The transcript has a single exon. The record is from RefSeq and is a predicted model, not a curated record. Bases 1 to 759 code for a protein of 252 amino acids.
AUGAGCUCCCCUUCAACCUAUCUUAUCACUGGUGCGAACCGUGGCAUCGGCCGCGGCUUCGUCCAGCGUAUCCUCCAGAAGCCCUCAACCACUGUCAUCGCUGCCGUUCGCGACCCUUCACACCCAACCUCCAAGGCCCUCGCCGAUCUGCCCAAGGGACCUGACACCAAGCUCAUCAUCGUCAAGCUGGACUCCGCCGUGGAGACGGACGCUACCGAUGCCGUAGCUCAGCUUCGCGAGCAGGGCAUCGACUCUUUGGACCUGGUGAUUGCCAACGCAGGCAUCGCCCAGGGCGGCACAAGCGUGCGCAACACCUCAAUCGCCAACACGCAGAAACAUUUCAACGUCAACGUAAUCGGCCCAUUGACUCUUUUCCAAGCCACGGCCGAUCUUCUCAAGGCCACCAAGACUGGCAGCCCCAAGUUCGUUGCCAUCUCAACAAUUGUUGGCUCCAUUGGCUCGCAGGAGGUCUUGUCCAACUUUCCAGAGACGUCGAGUCCUUACGGGGCCUCCAAGGCAGCCUUGAACUGGUUCAUUCGUCUGCUGUCCUUCGAGGAGCCCUGGUUGACCAGUUGGGUCUUCCACCCGGGUGUUGUGGAGACAGACCUCAGCUCGGGCGGUGGUGUGGACCUCAAGGCGUUGGGUGCCAUCUCUGUAGAGACCAGCGUGGCGGACAUGGUGAAGACUACUUGGAGCAUCGAUCCCAAGGACCUUAGUGGAACUUUUCGCAACCAUGAUGGCACCAUCAUUCCCUGGUAG